Messenger RNA from Drosophila sulfurigaster albostrigata, 6092 nucleotides. RefSeq names its product mucin-2-like. Gene Ontology annotation, cellular component: extracellular region. The record is from RefSeq and is a predicted model, not a curated record. Gene Ontology annotation, molecular function: chitin binding. Lineage: Eukaryota; Metazoa; Arthropoda; Insecta; Diptera; Drosophilidae.
UGCACCAGAGACAAUUUAAACGCGUCGCCAUCGCUCCAAAUCACACUAACUAGUGAACCGCGUAGCUAAGCGCAUCAAAGGACUCGAAGGACACGCGAUAAAAAAGAGAAGUGGAAAACGCGCUGCGGGAAAAGUGCAAGUGAAAAGUGAAAAUAAAGAUUUAUUUGUAAUAUAUUGAGUGACAAGUGAUUACUAUGAUGCACUGCAUCUGGCUACUGGCCAUUGUUGUGGCUGUGGCCUAUGGUCGCUCGCUCCACGUGCCGAGCGCAUACAACCCUCAUCCCCUGCUGCCCAAUGCCUACUAUCCCCAGCCCUACUCCUAUCCAGCUCCCUCUCCUUAUGCCUAUGGCUACCAGUCGCGUCCACUGAUCUACAGUCCACCUGGUAGCUACUUUGACACCGCCUAUGGGCUACAUAAACCACUGCCUGGAGGUGGCAACCCAGUCGCUGUCGACUACAACAAUCGCUGCUCUCGUAACUAUCUCGGCAUCAAACCGCAUCCGGAUCAGCAGCAAUAUUAUUAUGUCUGUCGCCCCAACUGCGUGAUCUUCAGCAAAUGUCCGAAUUUAGAGCGUUUCAACUCGAGUAGCGGCAAGUGCGUGCAGCGUGUACGUCCCGAUUAUCCUGUUUAUUGUGUCAAGGAGGGACGCUUUCCUUACGCCUACGACUGUAAGGUCUACUACAAGUGCGAUGCAAAUCUGAGACUGGAAUGGUACGGUUGCCCAUCUGGCACAAUUUUCUCGCCCAUUAGCAGCAAAUGUAUUCCUGGUGAUGUCUGUCCUUCCACGGAAAUCUCCAACAAUGGCAGCUACAUUCCGGAGAAUUGUGAACUCAAGUUCCCCGAGUGCUCAGAGGAAGGCACAUUUGUGUCGCCCACCGAUAGUUCCUUGUACUACACCUGCAAGCUGCAACCAAGUGGCAACUACUUGCAGACACGCUUCAAGUGUCCUGGCAACAACUGCUUCGAUCCGGAACGCAAGAUUUGCCAGCCUAGGCGCAACAACAACUUCCAGAGCUACGUGCCCAUAGCAGAGCUUGCCUACGCUCCCAUGGCACCUUUCUAUCCUUAUCUGCCACAACAUGGCAACCCCGAGCCAACUUUUGAGGAAGAAUACGAACCGGUGCGUGAGGAGAAACUGGAAUCAGAGCCAGAAGCUAAAGAGAGUCCAACUUCUGAAGUGGAGAAUGCACAAGUCAAGAUUGUGAUACUGCCACCGAAGACAACAGAAACCACGACAACAACCACUACAGCAGCUCCCACCAAGAAGUAUCCUUCGUAUCCCUAUGGCUAUGGCUAUGGCUAUGACUACGACAAACCCGAGACCCACAGUCUUGUCAAGGAAAACCCCGAGCAAGAGGCAGUGGUUAAUAUUGUUAUUGUACCAACAACAGCCAAGCCACAAGAGGAUACUACGAAAUACGAGUACAAGAAAUACACAUACCCCACUCAAUCCUCCUCGACACAUGCCACUCAACCAACAAAGCCCUCGUCUACCCUUGUUCCGGCACCAAAGCCUGCGCUUAUCGAGAAACAAGUUUUGCAUAGAAAAAUUGUCAUCCUUCCUCCCAUUACAACAUCACAAACUGAGGAGCCCACAAAACCAACCACAACAACUCGCAAGCCAACGACAACAACCACUAAGGCAACGACAACGAGCACCACUAAGAAACCCACCACCCCUAAGCCAACGACAACAUCAACUACAAAAACUACAACAACAGAAAAGACAACAACUCCGAAAACCACAACGACAACCACGACUAAAGCUCCGACUACUACCACAACGACAACUCCGAAACCAGCAACCACAACCACAACUACAACUCCAAAACCAAUCACAUCUACUACGAAAGCUCCUACGACAACAACACCCAAACCAACCACAACAUCCAAGACUACCACAACAACAACUUUAAAGCCAACCACCGGAGGAACUUCGCAAACGACAUCUGUUGAUAGCACAAUUCGUACCACAAGACAGCUGACCACGAAACUAACGACCUUGACACCGUCACCUUCAACAGCUAAGACGACGAAGCCACCAUGUCCCCCACCCACCACAACAACCACAACCAAGCUUCCAGCAACAACCACAACGACUACAACUCCUAAACCAACAACAUCAACAACAAAAGCAACCACAACUACUCCUAAACCAAAAACAACUUCGACAACAAAAACAACCACUCCAAAGCGAACCACAGCUUCGACCCACAAAACAACUUCGAAACUUACAACAACUUCAACAACAAAAACAACUCCGAAACCAACAACAACUGCGACAACAAAAACCACUCCUAAACCAACAACAACUUCAACAACAAAAGCAACCACAACCACUCCUAAACCAACAACAACUUCGACAACAAAAACAACUCCGAAACCAAAAACAACUACAACAAAAAAAGCAACCACAACCCCUCCUAAACCAACAACAACUUCGACAACAAAAACAACUCCAAAACCAAAAACAACUUUAACAACAAAAACAUCUCCGAAACCAACAACAAUUUCGACAACAAAGUCGACUCCAAAACCGACGACAGCCUCCACAACAAAAGCAACCACAACCACUCCUAAACCAACAACAACUUCAACAACUCCGAAACCAACAACAGCUUCGACAACAAAAGCCACCACAACUACAACAACAACUUCAACAACAAAAGUAACUACAACCACUCCUAAACCAACAACAACAACAACUCCUAAACAAACAACAACAAGACUGACGACAACCUCGACAACAAAAACAACCACAACCACUUCUAAACCAACAACAACUCCUAAGCCAACAACAACUUCUAAACCAACAACAACUUCAACAACAAAAUCAACUCCGAAACCAACAACAACUUCGACAACAACAGAAACCACAACUACAACAACUCCGAAACCAACAACAACUUCGACAACAAAAGAAACCACAACUACAACAACUCCGAAACCAACAACAACAGCUGCAACGAAAGCACCAACCACAACAACCACAAAAAUAGCAACAACAGCAUCCACAACAACUGUGAAACCAACAACGACUUCUUCAACGAAAGCACCUACAACAACUACCACUACGACGACAACAACUACACCAAAGCCUUCCACAACAACAACCUCUCAAAAACCCACUACAACAUCAAUAACUACGACUACUCCAAAAACGACAACAACUACGACUAAAACUCCAACAACAGAGCCCCCAGCAACAACAACCACAAAAGCAUCUACAACACCAAAACCAACAAUAACAACGACUAAGACUCCAACAACCGAACUGACAACAACAACGCCUAAACCAACAACAUCAACUACUACCAAAGCUCCUACGACAACAGAAAGAACAACGACAACAACAACGCCAAAACCAACAACACUUUCGACUAAAGCUCCAACAACAACACCAACGACUACCACGACAACUCCUAAGCCCCCAACAACAACAGUAACAACUCCCAAGCCAUCAUCAACGACAACAGUAACAACUCCCAAGACAACAACGACAAGAACAACACCCAGCGCUAGUCCAACAACUGCAGCAACAUCAAAGACGACAACCAAGCUGACAACAGCUGAGAGCACAAUUCGCACCACGAGACAGUCGACAACUCAAUUGGCCACCUCGAAGACAACUCCGUCAGCGAUAACAACGACAACUGCAGGCCAAAAUACGACGUUGGUAACAACCACAGAGCUGCCACCGUGUCACAACUCAGAUACAAAAACACAAUUCGCAUGCACACCACAGCAACAACCACAACAACAGCCACAACAAGCACAGUUACAACAGCAACAACAGCUCAACAGCAACAUCAGCAACAACAACAACAAUCAAAACACAGAACCAGAAACACAAUUUGCCAUAUCAAAAACGAGUAGAAACCGUUUGCUCAGGGAAAGUGAGGCGCAGUCCCCACUUGUGGCACACAAUUUAAUUUCCAGCGAGGUCAGUUUAGAUUACGUCAAUGACGAAGCAGCGCCCGAAGGGGAAUCUCUACAAGAUAUGAAGCUCGAGGAGACCCAAAGCACCACUGUGAAAGCCACAACGCAAAGGCCGCUGAAAAAGCCCUCGACAAUGUCUUCACUAGCAGCUGCUCACAUCCUAAAGAAACUCUUCAGGGUUAUAUCGACAACGCCAGCUAGCAGAGUGUCCAGUCCUAGGGUGACCAUUGCCCAACUGGCGCGACACAAUCUGGCCACCUCUAAGCCCUUUAUAGCGCAGUCUUUGCGGAUGUCAAUCAAGCAGUUGGCGACGAAUCCAGUCAAGAAGUUUGAAGAUGGUGAACCAACAAAACAGUUAGCAAAGAAUCAAGUUAAGGAAGUUAAAGAAUCUGAGACAAUGAAUCAAGUUAAACAAGUUGAGACUUCCGAGACAAUAAAUAAGUUGCCAAUGAAUCACACCUUAACUUCGACUGUGCCGCCCAUUCUAGUUGCGCAAUCCGAAGAAUCAGAGUACUAUGAUAGUAACGAGUAUGAACUAGACGAGCAGGACAACAUGGUGGCAGGAAAUGAGCUAAUCAACACCACCAUUUCCAUGGGAAAUUCAACUACAGCUCAGCCAACCAGCUUGCCAGUAACAACCACCACAGCGAUGCCGUCGACCAUACCAAUAAUUGAAUUAAAAGCAGUGGAAACCACCACAGGAACUGCACCCAUUGCAUCUGAUACCACAAUUGGUAUCAGGGAUUUUCUGGAAACAAGUUCUAGUGUUCCAGUUCCAGCUAUAGUCAAUGCCACAAUCUUGUCAGCUGCAGUUGUUAAGGGAAAUGUGACUGCUGAAGCUGAUAACAGUGACAACUACGUGGAUUCCGACUAUGCCAACGAUGAGCCCGCAGAGGAGGAAGAGGAGCCGAAUGAAAUUCAAGAUUUGAGUGCCCAAAAGAGCAUGCUUAUCAAUCUGCUGCGCCAAAAGCUAGCCAGAAGGCACAUAGUCAAUAAGGUGACGCAGUUAAUUGCCUCCACCACUUUGGCACCCAUUCGGACCACACCCAAGACCACGAUAGGCACAACUACACCCAAUUCGAAUGCCAUCAAUAGCCACAAUGUGGAAUAUGACGACGAAGACUACGAUUAUUCCAGCGAAGUGGAGGCCACAGCAGGUGACACUGCCAUUAAUCAGGAUACUUUUAGGCCAGCAGUCAAUGCUGGCAAUGGGGCAACAGCCAAGCGACACUCCAUACAUCCAGCCAUGGUCAUUAGUCCACAGAAGCCAACGCAUAAAGUGACUCGCAACGUAAGCGGCUUUGUGCCCAGUAGCGAAGGGUUAACGAGCGAGGCCAUACCAUCACCACAAGUAGCUGAUAGAUUCCCCUUUCAAGCAGUCAAUCUUGCAGUGGCUCAGCAGCUGCCCAAAGCAGAAUUUCUUAGGCAAAGCUUCAAUGAGGUUAGCGAAAGAUCAAACAAGCAUAAAUCAAGCAAAUCAGCAAAUAGCUUGACAAAACACAACACACACAAAGGCACAAUCAAUACGAAUACACUUAAAGAAAAAUUGCAUAAGGUAAAGCCCAUUAAGAUGGCAACGACUCUUUUGCCGAUGGUAAGCCGGCAGAGCAUCACCACAACAACUAGCAGACCUCCAACAACCACUAGAGCAACAACAACAACAACAACCACAACAAUUAUAUCAGAGGCAACAAAAAACACUGCUACAACACCGACCACAGCAACCACAACUCCCACAGCAGCCACACACCAAGAGAUCCUUACGGUCAACCACAAACCUUGGCUGCUCCAAUCACAGAACCAAACCGUACAUUUAGCUCCCAUUAAUGUGCUAUCCAGCAUCCCAGUGACUCAUUCCAAUCAUUCCAAUUCUUUAUUAGCGGACACGACCGUUGACUAUGGCACAGAGAAGGUGCCGGAGCUGAUACUCAAGGUGUAUGAGCCCAUUGAUGUCAAGGUUAUCUUCUGUCCACGAGCCUGCGACGAGGACCACGAUCAUCAAUAUGACCCAGCUGAUAAUUAUAAGACGCAUUCAAACUCGAGUUGUACAAGCAAUUGCGAUGAGCCCAAGCAUCCGCGUCAUCAUAGCGUAGACCUUGCCUGGAAGCCAGUUAACUUGACUAACACCAUCGGCUUCGAGACGAUGACAUAG